AAACCGCGCUUAACCACUGCCUGUCCUUUCUUAUCCGACCCCACUCAACAGAAUUUCUUAUAUCCUCCACGCGCGCGCCCCUGCCUAUCCUUCCCUCGCUUCGUUUUCUUAUGCCUCGUUCGGACCCAAAAAGUAGUACCUCCUCAAAGGAUCCUUCUACUUCCAAUGCACCGUCUUUCACUCCUCAGGGUCACAGCCCGGCUCAGAAGAAGAAGCAUGUUUGCCCUACCUGCGAUCGUGCGUUCACGACUAGUGGUCACUUAGCACGCCAUUCAAGAGUUCAUACUGGAGAGAAGAACCACAAGUGUCCGUUUCCUGGUUGUGAAACACGUUGCUCGCGUCAGGAUAACCUUCAACAACACUAUCGCAUCCAUUUAUCGUCGGGUUCUCGCCGGUCGUCUCGUUCUGGUGUUUCUCGAGCAAAAUCUUCCGUUGGAAACUCAAAACGAACAUCCAGCUCCACGGUUCUACAACCCUCGCCUCCCGCAUCGGUUCCCCCUCCCCCAGAUUCACCACCACCGCUAGAACAUGCCCGCGUCUAUGUUCCUCAAGCUCCUUCUCCCCCAGAUUCACCACCACCGUUGACCCAAGCUACUCUUCCUGCGACCGUGAUUCACGCGCACAGACAUUCAGCUUCACCCACCCUCGAUACUUCGUACUCAUACGAUCACUCCUCCGUCCCUCCGCUUUCAGCAACCUCUAUGGCCCACAGCGGCGAUCAUACCUCCUCGCAUUCACCCACUUAUCCUUACCGAAGCAGCAAUACCACUUACCAUGAACAAGCCGGUCGAAACAGCUUUCCUUAUGUCCAUACCUCUGCACUCCCUCCCACUUCACAUUCUCCGACAACGUCAGAACCGAGCUAUCCUGGCACCUACUCUACACAAAAUACUCUUCCUACCAUCACCAAUUUAGCUUACUAUAAAGAUCUUUCGCCAUCAACCUCCCCCGCACCUUCCUCAUUCCCAUCGCGGCAUUCCAUCUCUCACAUUUCUCACAGUUCGUCCUCUUAUCCGAGCCCGGAGAGUACACAGCCUCCUGCUUUGUCUGCCCCGCCUUCUCCUGCAAGCGGUUCCUCGCAUUCGGUCUCUUCACAUACAUCUCCCUCUACCCCAGCUUACAUGUAUCAAGAUGACGGCACCGCCGCUCAAAGCCAAUACGAACCCGGGAAUGGGAUGAUGACAAGUGGCCACCAUACACACACUAUGAUGAACCACUCGGAGUAUUCACCCUCCUUAUCAGUGCACAGUGAAUCGUCGGUUAACCUUGGUCCAUCUUUGAGUCGGUACACUUCUCCACCUCCGAUUCUCGCUCCAAUUCAGGGUUACCAACCUACAGAUGACGGACACGGACAUCAUCGGAUGCCUAGGAUUAUGCCUUCGGAUGUCCGGAUUAUCGAUGAGCGUUAUGGACCGGGAAGAUAUAUGGAGGAUAGGCACUCGGGUUCUCAACAUGCGAUACAGCAUUCAGGUCUUUAUGGUCUUCAUCAGCAGCCUUUGGGCGCUGUUUCAGGUGGAUACGGGUACACUGAUAGUAUGGCGAUGGGACAUGGAGGCUGGAAGACGGAACCGGGGUUGCGAACCAGAGGUAUUGGUGCCUUGGUUCAGUGAUUCAUCGGCGGAAGACGUCGCUCGUUUUGAUUUCGUUCCAAAGAUUUUCUUGCAUAUCAUUUCUAAAUCUCCCCUCACCUUCGUCUUGUUUUUUUUGUGUGGGUUCGCCCUAAUUGUCUACACCAUACAUCAUUAUAUUAUUAACUCACGAUUUGCAACUACAGCUCGCUUGAUAUUCAUCUGGUUUGAACUUUUACCUAGAGCUAUCGUAUAUAAUCUUGUAGUUACUCCUGUGAAUAUGUACUUCCAACAAUUAAAGAGUCUUCCUGUUCGACACAA
Marasmius oreades (fairy-ring Marasmius) is the source of this 1889-nucleotide messenger RNA. RefSeq lists its product as uncharacterized. Lineage: Eukaryota; Fungi; Basidiomycota; Agaricomycetes; Agaricales; Marasmiaceae. Gene Ontology annotation, molecular function: RNA polymerase II cis-regulatory region sequence-specific DNA binding; DNA-binding transcription factor activity, RNA polymerase II-specific. Gene Ontology annotation, biological process: regulation of transcription by RNA polymerase II. Bases 111 to 1610 code for a protein of 499 amino acids. The record is from RefSeq and is a predicted model, not a curated record. Gene Ontology annotation, cellular component: transcription regulator complex; PcG protein complex. The transcript has 3 exons.